AUGUGCAAGUAUAAAGUUCACGCCAACCAACCUGAAAAGCAGACGAACGCAUUCAUUCUUUGGACAGAGCUCUUUAAUAAACUUCCGCUGCUAGCAACAAUCUCAAACCUCAUUCAUAAAUUAGCAACAUCAGAUCAAUUAUUGUUUAGUAAAGAAGAACACACUGCCCACAAUGAACUGUUAUCUAUGAGAGGUACUCCACAAGAUGCUAGUCGUUUGAUGCAAAAAUUCAAACUGUUUCUUCGUAAGAACAUCGUUCGCAAUGACCAGCUUAAAUUUCCAAGCAUCACUCUCACGUCAACGCUAAACACCACUCCCCACAUCAAUAAUAUCAUCAAGAAAGGCCUACAGACACUCUACGCCCGCAAAACAUUACGCUCCCAUGAACACAAGGACAUUAAACUAUUCAUCGUGUCCUUCAUAAUCUUCGGCGAAAAAUAUGCUGCAAAGUUAUUUACCACCAUUAAAUCCACCUGCCACCCGAAUCUUCAACACGUAAGACAUCCGUCUAUUAACAAAAUAAACUCCAAUUGCCAUCAUGUCAUACACCCUCUACAACCACCGAUCAAAAUCACUCCGCACAACCUUCGCCAGUGA
Helobdella robusta is the source of this 597-nucleotide messenger RNA. RefSeq lists its product as hypothetical. The record is from RefSeq and is a predicted model, not a curated record. The transcript has 5 exons. The coding region runs from base 1 to 597 and encodes 198 amino acids. NCBI's taxonomy places the organism in Eukaryota, Metazoa, Annelida, Clitellata, Rhynchobdellida, Glossiphoniidae.